UAAAGAGAUGAAUUGAAGAGGUCUGAAACAGUUUGUCUUUGAUAAUGAAAGACGUUGAAUUCAGCAAAUUAGCUAUCAUUAAGUAUGAAAUAUUAAUGAACAGAGGACAAUUGUAAAGUCUAUACUUGUUGUCUCUGGAUGGUUCUUCAAUAUUAUAGAAUCUACUAAUAGGGAUCCAGUAGUAAUUAUUAAAAUGUCGACUAAUAGUGUGUGUAAAAUAAACAAUUAAGAAAAUAUAAUUAAAAAUACAUGGAAUACUGACUUUGAGACCGAUAAUACAUUUUCAAAUAUUGAAAAAUUUAUAUAUAUUUGUUCCAUAGAUUUCUAAUAUAGUUUAUAUCAAUACAUUGUACUUAGUAUCGACUUUACAUAUAUGUAUAAAAAGCUCACGACUCUGUGCUCAUUUCUUCCAAAACUUUAUUUCUGACUCUAUACGUGUUUUCUGAUGAAUACAAUAUGGAUAUUAAUAAUUAUGUAAUUAUUAAUAGAAAGGUUUUAAAAUUUGUUGGUCUUUAUCCAAUAAGUAUCGUGAGAUAUGUCUUGUGUUGUGCGUGUAUGAUUGCUAUUAUUAUACCACAAAUAAUGCAAAUUUAUCAAAAUUGGCAAGAUCUGUCUACAGUACUGGAAACGAGUUCAGUAUUGUUCACUAUUUUACUUGCUAUCUUGAAAUCAUUAGUUUGGGUAAACAAUAGAAGAAAAAUGGAUUCUUUUAUAGAAUACAUGUUAACAGAUUAUUGGAAGAUAAUGACCGCACAUAUUUCGAAGAAACGCAGAGAUGUAUGUGCAAUAUACGUGGAAAAAGGAUUAUCAUAUACUAAGGGAUAUCUAUUUUUGAUUUGUAAUUCUUUAAUAUUUUUCUUCAGUUUGCCUAUAAUUGAGAUAUUUGUCACUGUGAUUAAAGACACUAACAACAAUAGUACAUUAACAUCAAAGCACCUUCCAUUUUUAGCUUUAUAUCCAGAAUCUUAUUACAGUUUUCCGAUGUAUGAGAUUAUUUAUCUUUCGCAAAUGGUGGCGACAAGCUUGUGUGGUCUUGUUAUCCUAGGAACUGAUACUUUAAUUGCAACAGCAUUGUUCCAUACAUGUGGCCAUUUCAAAGUACUUCAAAAAAAGAUAAAAAAUAUUGAAAAUGAGAUUGAUCUCGUACAAAAUGCGUACAUUGAAAAAAAUAUUACGCAAAGAAUUAAAUUGCAUGUAAUAGAUAUUAUUGAACAUCAUUAUAUAAUUCUUUGGUUUUGUGAUUAUAUGGAAACGAUCUUUAGUCCAAUGUUAUUUCUACAAACAUUAGCUAGCAGUCUCAUAAUAUGUCUAGUAGGUCUUCAAAUUGCGUCUACAAAUAUAACUGCGAGUACAAUCUCCAAAUCGAUUAAAUACAUCUCAUAUUUAAUUAUGGCACUUUUUCAAUUGCUGCUUUUUUGUAUACCUGGUGAUGCUUUAAUAUAUGAGAGUUCCAUGAUUUAUAAAAGUGUGUAUACAAUUACUUGGUAUAAAUUACCAGUUUUAUUUAAAACUGAGAUAUGUUUGCUCAUGUUGCGCAGUCAAAAACCUAGUAAAAUAACCGCAGGAAAAUUCUAUAUAAUGCAUCUGGAGAAUUUUAAUGCAGUAAGAAAUCAAAAUUUCAAAAUUGUACGACUUUAUAAUACAUAUGUACAAUAAAUAAAUAUAUUAGCUUUAAUAUUUAUAGGUAUUGAGCACAGCUGCCUCUUAUUUCAUGUUGCUUCGAAGUUUUAGCUCAGAUGGAACUACUAUCAAUUUAUAAUCGAAUAAAAAACAAAUGUAAUAUGUAAUU
Molecule: messenger RNA, 1789 nt
Organism: Pogonomyrmex barbatus (red harvester ant)
Lineage: Eukaryota; Metazoa; Arthropoda; Insecta; Hymenoptera; Formicidae
Product: odorant receptor 13a-like
Source: RefSeq, a predicted model, not a curated record